Vitis riparia (riverbank grape) is the source of this 1202-nucleotide messenger RNA. RefSeq lists its product as uncharacterized. Gene Ontology annotation, molecular function: protein binding. Lineage: Eukaryota; Viridiplantae; Streptophyta; Magnoliopsida; Vitales; Vitaceae. The record is from RefSeq and is a predicted model, not a curated record. The transcript has 5 exons. The coding region runs from base 89 to 799 and encodes 236 amino acids.
GAAUUCAUCCGUUAAUGAAUCAAUCUAUACUUAUAUUUGCUCUGGAUUUGAUUCAUGAUGUAUUGUGUUUCUGGAUUCUGGAGUCCUAAUGACAGAUGAUGCUGAUGCUAACACUAUAGCAACAGCAGAUAGUCCAUUUGCAAAGCUUCCUGAUCAUCUCCUGAUAGAAAUUUUUGUCCGUGUCCCUCACUCAGAGUGGCCACAAAUUUCUUCUGUUUCAAAGCUGUGGGCCAAACAAUUUCGGGAAGAAAGCCUGUGGCAAACUGCUCUUGUCAGAGGUUUUCCCUUGGCAAGCCAGGCCAAAAGGUGGCCAGGACCUAUCCCUAGAGGGUUGAGCAAAAGGAGAUAUGCAGCACUAUGUGUCAGCAAGCACAUCUUCACACUUGAUGGUGAGAUGGAUGAGAUUGUGGGCCACACAUACUUGUUUUUGAAAGAGCAGCUUCAGCUUUCAACUAUGGCACCUUCUUCUGGAAUCCUUCAUGGAACCAUAAUUGAUCAGUUUAUUGCCUGUGGUAAAUCAAGGGAUGUGGCCCAUGAGCUUGCUUCGCAGAUCUGGCUGGCUGUUCUUGACAAUUUGGAGGAAAAUCACAACACAUUUCUCUUACUAAAACGAUUCGCACAAGAGGGGGAUGUUUUUCUUCCAUAUCCGUACUCAAGAUCGAUUAAAGUCCAGUGGAGGGUGUUUGAGAAGCUCUUCACAGAUUUUCGUGACUGCUUGAGCCAUGCAGACUACUAUGAUGUAUUAGCAAUUGCCAAGACCAAGUUUCAGCCGAUACCAUCCGCUUGGUUAGGUUACUAGUCCACUUCAACUUAGCGGGCCAGAACCAUGUAAGUCUUUGUAUAAAUCAAUAUAAACUCUUACUCCAAACUGUUUGGUAGCACAUUGAUAUGAAGAUCUCUAUACCCUGCUUUACAAAAAAAAAAAAGGCCUGUAAAUUUUCUACCCAGAAUUGCUGUUCGGCUUUAAGAAGAUACCCAAGAUUAGUCCUUUAAAUGUGAUAAAACUUAUACAUUGUAGAUGUUCUUCUUUCCUUUUGUUCAAGGUUUUAGAGUAGAACCUCAAACUCUUGCCAUAUCUUGGUUGCUUCAGAAAUUUAACUAUUUGUCAGCUCUUGCUUAUGUAACUUUGAAACAGUUUCUUUUGUUUCAACAUCUCUCACAUUUGUGAAAAACGAGCACAUAAUAAUCAAAUCAAUUGGUGA